Aureobasidium musti is the source of this 1323-nucleotide messenger RNA. Lineage: Eukaryota; Fungi; Ascomycota; Dothideomycetes; Dothideales; Saccotheciaceae. The record is from the annotation of a GenBank genome assembly.
AUGCAAUAUACUGACAUUCUGCUAUCAGUGCAUCCUCAUGUGGAAAAGGCAUUACACAGUCUGUUCAAGCGCAACUGCGUCGACUGUCCUGGAACCACUCCUUCUUGCCCCUCGUGUUCUGGUGGCAAGGUCUGUUCACUAGUCCCUCAAUCUUGCGACACUUGCGCAUACACGACUUGCGUCGUCUCCAACGAUGCCCCAUCACAACACUCUGGUCCCAACGUCGGUGCCAUUGCCGGAGGAGUAAUAGGAGGUGUCUUCUUCGUCGGUCUCAUCGUCUUCGCCUUUUACUGGUAUGUGAUACGACCGCGCCGUGUGAGGUUGGAGGAGGAAUGGGAAGAGGAGGACGAAGCAGAGAACCGCAAGUCCAACUUCAACAUGCACAGAUCCGAACGCGCCUCGGUACAUACGGUGCACUCUGUCGCCAACAGCAUCCUCAGCCGCGCUUCCAACUUCAUCCCCAUCGCAUACAUUCCUGGAGUCAUGAAUAGAAACGGCACACAAGAACAUGUUCCUCCCGUGCCACCCAUCCCUGCUGCUCACGGCCCACCUGUCAGCGGCCACUCGUCCAACGGAGAAGCUUUAUUCUUUAGCCCUGCCGACCUUCGCGACUCGACAUACUCGGAUUCAUCUUCGUUGGACAACCGCAGCACCUUCUUCGGUCGACCCAGUAUCACACCCUCGCUCGCUCGCAGCAGCAUUGCCACCUAUCGCGAUGAUGCCGUGGUGAACCCCAUGCCCGCCCAGACCGUUCUGCGCGGCAAAGCAAACGUCGUCAGCGUGAAGAGUGGAAACAGUGGCACGCCCACCUCAACGCCUCCNCAAACCACUCCUGCCGACGAGAUCGCCAACCCCAUGAACAGAAGCGCCAGUGGCAAAAAACUGAACAUUGUCAUGCCUACCUCAAGCGACGCCAUCAGACCUGGAUCCUCAAACUCCAGCUCGUCACAACAAACGCUCAGUAGUGCAAGCUAUGGCAAGCCCACUCUUUUGACUGUCGGNGGUGGGAAAUCAAAGUCCAAAGGCAGAUUCCCAGUUUCUCCCGAACCGUCUUCUUUAACACCGCAAACAAAGCCAAAUGUCUCAUCACCACUGGCAAGUUCAACAGCAACAACACCAGAAGAAGAAGUCGACGCUUCGCCAUUCUCAGACGCCGCUUCCAUCUCUCCUCCCGCAGGGCCCAAACGAACUCCCGGUGGUCUAUCAGCAGUGAUUGAAGAAACCGCUAGUGUGAGGGGUAGUCUAGCAGCACGCAGGUUGAGCAGACAACAGCACCAAGUCCCACGCGGCCAGAGUCCUUUUGGAGAUGAGCAUGAGGCUUGA